UGCUCUGAUAUUUGCGUGCAAUGCAAGUUCCAGGAAGCAAGCCAGCGAUAUUGAAUCAAGACAAGAAAAUAAUCUAGCAAAAACAGUAGCAGUAAACUUUGAUAUGUUGUGUUGUGUAGAAAAUUAACAAAAGAAUUUACUAGUGCAGUCGCGAAUAAUCAAAUAUUAAAAGAUCUUGAGUGUUUAUGAUAUUCGGCCGGCGACGAAAGUAAUGUAACCAGAGAUGUCUUCUAGUGGUCAGGAUAUUGAAACAUCCAGCGUAGACUCUCCUCAGUCCCACUGCGAGUCUCCUUAUAGUUCUCCAUCUCAACAAGUGCCGCAUUUGGCGUUUACUUUAACCACACUUAACAUGAGUACAGCAUGCCAGCCAUUUCUGCGAAUAGUCGAGCAGCCGCAGGACCACUUCCGGUUCCGCUACAAGAGCGAAAUGGUGGGCACGCACGGCUGUUUGCUUGGCAAAUCCCAAAAUUCGUCAAGGAACAAAACUCACCCCACAGUAGAGCUAGUGAACUAUCCCGGGCGGGCUGUCAUCAGGUGUCGACUGGCCCAGGACAAGAAUUCAGGCGAGCACCCCCACAAACUCCUGGAGGAGGAGCAGGAUCGAGAUGUGAGCUAUGAGGUGCCUGAACAAGGCAGCUACAAAGUCGGGUUUGGCGGCAUGGGUAUUAUACACACGGCCAAGAAAGACGUCCCCGGGUUGUUGUAUACUAAAUAUGCUCAAAUGAACACCCAGAUGUCUCUAAAAGAGCUCCGUGCGCACUGUGAAAGUGAAGCGAAGAAGAUAAACUUAAAUAUUGUUCGUCUAAGAUUCAGCGCGCAUGAUAUCAAUACUGAUGCGGAAAUUUGCCCGCCAGUGUUUUCAGAUCCCAUCCACAACAUGAAAAGCGCGUCAACCAAUGACUUGAAAAUUUGCCGCAUCAGUAAGACCAUUGGCCGGCCCAUGGGUGGUGAUGAUGUCUUUAUAUUCGUGGAAAAAGUCAAUAAAAAAAACAUAAAGAUACGGUUCUUUGAAUUAGCUCCGACCGGAGAAGAAGUGUGGCACGCCUAUGCACACUUUUUGGAAAGCGAUGUCCAUCACCAAUAUGCGAUAGCAUUCAGCACGCCGCAAUACAGAGACCCCUACACAAGCUCCGAUGUGACUGUGUACUUCGAACUGCAACGGCCACAGGAUGGCCGAACCAGCGACCCGAAGGAAUUCAAGUAUAAAGCUGAAGUAGCGUGCAAACUGCAGAACAAAAAACGGAAAGCAAAUUCGUCGUAUUCGUCGAUUAAUUCAAACAGCAGUUCCAUGAAGAGCGAUGUUCCAGCCACUGUCAUGCUACAGGCCUGUAACGGAGCGUUCGAUGGUUCACAUGAUGUGGACAUGGCCGCUACCACAAUACAAUCGAUACCGCAAUUGCCCAUCGGCAACAACUCGCCCCACAGCGACCUCGGCGACGCUUUGUUGUUAAACUUAUCCGCCAACACGAGUCCGGCCGAGCGCCACUUUUACAACGACAAUCCGGUGCUAGCGCAGUGUAACGUGCCUAUGCACUCUCUACCCGAUUUUAACUCUACGGAGCUGAAACAGAUAUUAGAACACAAUUCUGAUAUGACGGCUGAGGAAAAGAUGAGAUUCUCCGAAGCUGAUUGGUCCAAGUACCUAGAAUCGUUUGGGAGCUUGCCGGAAGAGACAAACAGCAUGUCUUUCAUAAGAGAUAGUUUGAUUCCUGACUCUGGCGUCAAUAAGGGUGGUGCUACUCAAAGUACAAAUAAAGCAUCGAAUUCUUCCCAAAUGGCUGUCGAGACCCAAGCAGACGUCGACAAAUUCAAAUUGAAUAUAUUCGACAAAAUAAAGGGCCAGGAGAAACCGUUCUAUAAAGCGGAAGAUGGACAGGAAGUCAAAAAGUUGGUAGUCGAAUUAGUAGAAUUGAUGAGGAAAACGCCGCUGAAGAAGAAUGUCAUUCGAAUCAAGCUCGAACGACUGGUGGAGAAGCGGCUGUCGAACGGAGACACGUUUUUGCACAUGUCACUCAACAGCAACCGCCCAAGUUUCGAAUAUAUCGUCAAGAUGGCUCACCACCUGGGGAUGACACACCUCCUAAACUUGCAAAAUAAUAGUCUACAAACAAUAUUACAUCUGGCUAUAGUCGCCGAGGAGCCAACGCUUGUUGCGUUCCUUAUUAGUAAAGGCUGCGAUCCGAUGUUGGAGGACGAGCACGGCAACAAGGCGAUACACUACGCGGUGAUGUGUCGCGAAGAUGCCUCGUGCCUCGACUCGCUGCUGCAGGCCAUACGGAGACAUGGGGUGCCUCACGACAUCAACACUAGUAUCGGUGAUAAGCACAUUACGGCCCUCCACCUUGCAGUGACAUACAAAUCGGUUGCGAAGACACAAUGCCUUUUGAAGCACGGCGCUAGCUGCAGUGUGACAGAUAGCGACGGCCGCACUCCGCUACAUGUCGCCGCCAAGAUGAACUACCGGCUCGUGAUGGCUAAGCUUCUGGACUACGUGCCAAACCAUGUGAUUGAAGCAGUUGACGGGCGAGGUUACACCGCUCUGCAGAUCUUGUGUGACUGCAGCGUGCAAGAGGAUACGGUCGAAAUGGUCAAGAUGCUACUCGAUAAGAAGGCGGACCCUCGUGCCCAUAGGCCCCAGUCCGCGUGGCAUCUGGCCCGGAACAAACCUCGACUGCGUGAAGUGAUGCAGCCUUUUAUUGGUGAUGACGUCAUGGACGAGGACGAUAUCAAGUCCGAACCGGAUGACGAUAUCAAGUCUGAGCCUGAAGUCGAUUCCGGUGACGAGUACGUAGAAGCAGAGAUGUGUCUACCGGAGCUGUCGUCGUAUAUAUCGGAGUUGUCGACAGCCAUGGACGCGUCCGGUGCGUGGAGAGCGCUCGCCGCCAAACUCUCCUUGGACUCCAUGUCCUCCUGGUUCCAGAACACGGCCAACCCCUCAAGAACCCUGCUGAAUUUCCUCAAGCAAAGUGACAGCGACAUCACAUCCAGAUCUCUCGCCACAACGCUCGAAGAAUUAGGAGAAAGGGAAGCGGCAAAUAUCAUAAGGAAAUACAUUGAUUAAAUAAUAAUAUUCCUUUAUUUUCGUAGGUGGGGGCUUUGGUUAUUAUAGAGAAUCUUCCGAUCCAAUUUAUUAAAUUACAUCGAAAUAGCCUUUCAUAUCUCACUCCGUUCUGUAUGCGAAACACUGGCUGCGUCGUGUGCGCGUGCGCGUGCUAUUCCAAUGCCACUGGUACUAAAUAUUUAGACAUCUGUUUCAGUUGUCUAUCGCGUUUGAUCACUAUACAACAUAUUUUGCUCAAAAUUGCAUAUUUUAUUAUCAUUUGUUAUAUAUAUCUACUAGUCUUAUGAAAUGUUACGAUUAUAAUUGCCAUUUUAGUGAAAAUUAUUAAUAUGUCAGCUUUGAUCGAUUGACAUGUGCAUUAUGUAAUAGAUUUUUUUUAUAUUUUAUCAAACAUUUUGAGUUGGUCACCAUUGUUAAUAUAUGGAAUAUACUAAGUCAAGACUCCUCUUUAAGGUGAACUUAUUUAUUCUGAAAGAUUCGUUUUAAGUGUUAUCUUUCUUAUAGCCAUAGGACGUUUUUGAUGUAAGAAUGGUUUGAUUUUAGCUAAAGUUGGCUAUAAAAUACAAUAUUUUUUGUAAUACUGGUCAAUAUAUAGCCAUUUUUCCCUCAUGUCACGAUGUCCAAUAUGGGCAUAGUAUAUUUGGCAUAUAGGAUAAAACUUAUUUUUUAAUAUAUCAUUUAAGAUGACAUUGUACAAUAAAUUGUAAUAUAACUUUUUGUCUUAAUGAAUUAUGUGCAUUUAAUAAUAAUUAUUAUUUGAUGUGCUUAUUAGUCUGCGAGCCGAACUCAUUUGAAAUAAACCCUGUGGUUAGCAAGAGCUUUUUGCGAGCACGUAAUCGAGUCUGUCAAUAUAUAUAUGGAAAAUGAAUGGUGCCUCUAUCGUACGUAAAAGGAACUAUCAAUUUUCCAUAUAAAUUUUGAUGUUCGGAACAUGCUCUACAUUCUCGUAACUCGUACUAAAACCAGACUAAGUUUUAUAUCAAAUAAGUUCUGCAUUUGUGUUCAAACAGGUAAUGACCUAUAUAUUCAUUUUAUAUUCGUUACUUUGCAAAUGUGUCUGUUCAAGUUUGGAGUGCAUGAUAAGUGAUUCACAGGAACCGAAUUAAUAUCCCUUCAUAAUUAUUUUUGCUAUGUUCUGUAAAAAAUAUUGUCGAUACAUCAGUAUGAGCUGGAACUGAGGUAUGUAUGGUAACAAAUACGAUUUUAUAUUAAUUUAACGCACGUUACAUGUCUAUAAUCACAGUCACAGUCAGUUCCCUAAUAUAUAUUUUUAGUUUGAACAAUAAAGUUCAGCUUUGCAACAUUUAUUGCUGCAUUUUCAGCGUUUAGCGAUAAGAACACAUUAUAUUAUUACAGUUAAGUAACUUUAUGAACCUGUGAUACAUGUAAAAGUGUCUUAUUGUCGUUUUUAUUGGAACACAAAUGAAUGUGUGUUUGAAAUGUAAUUUCUAAAAUAAAAUAAAUUCGCUCAAAUUAUUUGGUGCGAUAAUAUGGUAUGCGUCGUUGCCAAAAAAAGUACUCUCUCUCUAUAUACCUGUAAUAUGGCGUAGCCUCGAACCUGAUAGUACAUUGUAAUAAACAGUGUUUGUUGAUUGUUUUAACCAAUCAACAAGGUGGGAAACAAGAAGACUAGCUAUGGUUCUGAUUUAUAAAAAAACUAAAUAGCUAUAUUAAACUUAUGUUGGUUCCUGGACGUUGGUUUGUUUAUAUUUAUCCUGUCUUGUGCGAUACCUAAUAUAAAAAUACCUUUUAUUGCACCAAAGCAAAGCACAAAAAAGAAAUUUUGAAAUACAACAAAAUAAAAAGCAUAUAGCUAUAUAUAAUAUACAUACAGGUAUACUUAUAUAGGUAUACUUUAGUAAGUGUAAACUGGCCUUUAUUCUUUAAUUAAUUUUAUGUAGCGUAAUUCUUAAUAUAGCACCAUUUGUAUUAAUAAAUACUUAGUGCCGUAGAUAUAGAAAACUUCGUUUCUUUUAUACAAGAAAGAUACAUUUGGAUUAGAAAUUUAAUCGAACAAACAGGAGAGAGUUCUUAUAUAUUUUGUUCCACACCGUUGCCCAUUUUUACAAGACCCAAUCUGCCGCUUUGUAUUGGAAGGGCUCAGGUGGGUUGAGAAGUUCAUCUCAUUUGGUUAUGCCAGCCCGCCAUCUUUAGUUUCCUUUGUCUUUGCCUAGUGCAGUAAAAAAUAUCGAAUUUUACAGCCAAGUCUAGUUACCAAGUCGCUAUUUUGUUUUAGCACAGUUGAACGGCGUAGUCAGGGUAGUUUGGAUGGCAGAGAUGCAUAGAUGCCGGCUUGUUAUUUUUAUGGUGUCCACAAAGCAUGUUAUAAAAAUUUUGGGCAAAAUUUGCUAUUUUUGUCAUACUUUUGUGACCAAUAAAUGAUAUUUUGUUAGCGUACAUAAGUAAAAAUGUGACCAAUUUCACAAGAUCGGAUUGAAUUUAAAAAUUUUAGCUAUAGGUAUAUAUUGUUGUAUUUUGUAAUUUUUAAUUAAAGAUAUAUUUUUA
Messenger RNA from Plodia interpunctella (Indianmeal moth), 5566 nucleotides. It is a transcript of the gene Rel, whose product is annotated as Relish. The coding region runs from base 224 to 3061 and encodes 945 amino acids. Gene Ontology annotation, molecular function: DNA-binding transcription factor activity, RNA polymerase II-specific; RNA polymerase II cis-regulatory region sequence-specific DNA binding; protein binding. The transcript has 22 exons. NCBI's taxonomy places the organism in Eukaryota, Metazoa, Arthropoda, Insecta, Lepidoptera, Pyralidae. The record is from RefSeq and is a predicted model, not a curated record. Gene Ontology annotation, biological process: regulation of DNA-templated transcription. Gene Ontology annotation, cellular component: cytoplasm.